This is a messenger RNA of Vigna unguiculata (cowpea), 3071 nucleotides long. Its product is annotated as ENTH/VHS family protein. Gene Ontology annotation, molecular function: phospholipid binding; clathrin binding. The record is from RefSeq and is a predicted model, not a curated record. Gene Ontology annotation, cellular component: plasma membrane; clathrin vesicle coat; endosome. Gene Ontology annotation, biological process: endocytosis. Lineage: Eukaryota; Viridiplantae; Streptophyta; Magnoliopsida; Fabales; Fabaceae.
GUAUGUUGCAGUGGGUACUGUAAAUUUUCUUUGCUUUCAACUGGGAAUCGGUAGAAAGAAAAAAUGACGGCAAACAAGAAAGACACCCUUUGUAUUUUUCUCUCCCUUUCUCAUUCUUUCCCUCGUAAUCUUAGUUUUCAGACAACUCACAGAAGUAUUGCAAAUUGUAACCUGGUUAUUGCUGUCUUCCUAGUAAUCAAAAUUUUCUCUCUCUUCAUUACCUUCCCAUCCACCUUCAGUUUCUGGUUUCAGCCGACUAGUUUGAUCAGUUUUGGCUCGCUAAUUCUGAAGAUCGACUACAAUGAAGAAGGCCAUUGGUCAAACUGUUAGGGAACUUAAAAGAGAAGUAAAUAAGAAAGUACUUAAAGUUCCUGGGAUAGAACAGAAGGUUCUUGAUGCUACCAACAAUGAAGCCUGGGGUCCUCAUGGAUCACUUCUAGCAGAUAUUGCACAGGCUACCAGAAAUUAUUAUGAAUGUCAAAUGAUCAUGACAAUAAUCUGGAAGCGGAUUAAUGACACAGGCAAGAAUUGGCGGCAUGUCUAUAAGGCUUUGACAGUAUUAGAAUACAUCGUGGCUAAUGGGUCAGAGCGAGUCAUAGAGGAAAUCAGGGAGCAUGCUCAUCAAAUAUCGACAUUGUCCAAUUUUCAAUAUAUUGAUUCCAGUGGAAGAGACCAGGGAAACAAUGUCAGGAGGAAAUCACAGAAUCUCAUUCUUCUUGUGAGUGAUAAAGAAAGAAUCAUAGAGGUUAGACAGAAGGCUGCUGCUAACAGGGACAAGUUUCGCGCCAGUUCAACCGGUGGAAUGUACAGGCCUGGUUCACAUUCUAGCAGUGGGUCUUAUGGGGAUAGAUAUGAAGAUGAUCGUUAUGGAAGCAGGGAGGAAGAUAGAAGUGAUCAUGGCUAUGGCAGAGAAAGAGAAUGGGGCUAUAGAGAUGAUGAUCGGUAUAGUCGUGAGGGAGAUCGUUAUGGCAAAGAUAAUGAGGAACGCUAUAGAAGAGAUGGCUAUAGGGAUGACGAGUACCGUAGAAGAAGUGUUGAUGACGACCAAUAUGGCUCAAAAAGUAGGAGCUCUGACAGAGAUCAUGAUCAUAAUUUUGAUGAUGAUGGUCAGCGUUCAUCUCGGUUAGAGCGAAAACUUUCUGAGCAAAAUGUGGGUGCUCCUCCCAGUUAUGAAGAAGCUGUUUCUAAAAGCCCUGUACACAAUGAAAGGGAUGGGGGAAUUUCAGCUGCAUCUGCCCCAAAAGGCUCUUCUCCUGUAAGUAAUAACCCACCACAAACAACUGCUGCUGCCACUACUGCAACAUCUGGAAACCGAGAAGUUGAGGCUUUUGAUGAAUUUGAUCCUCGUGGUCAUCCUGUAUCAGCUUCGCGAGCUCCUGCUAAUAAUGUUGAAAUGGACUUGUUCGGCUCCCUAUCUGAAUCAUUAUCUUCAAAUGCACUGGCUCUUGUGCCUUCUGCAUCAGAAACAACAACCUCUCAAGGCAACGCAAACCUUGAUUCAACUGUGGCCUUUGCACCACCACCAUCUGCUUCUAAUAAUAUCAAUCCGGUGUUUGAAGACCCGUUUGGUAAUUCACCGUUUAAGGCCAUUCCUUCCGCUGAAACUCCUCCGCCUCAACCCCAGAUUCAUCAGAGUCCAUCCCAGCCAAGUGGUUCUAACACAGAAUCAGUCUCCAACUUUGGGUUUGGAGACUCAUUUUCUGCUCCGCCCCAAGCCCGUGACACUCAUUUUUUGUCACCAUCACAAGAAACUGAUAUUCUUGCAGACAUUCUUCCACUUCCGCCAUUACCUGGGACAACUUCGCAGCAGAACAUUUCAGCUCAUCCUGAUGCUCAAGCCUCAUCCUCCUUUUCAGCUUCAUCAGGGCAAAUGGCAGCACAAUCCUUUUUUGCAGAGUCUGGACAACAUGCGCAGCAAGGUUUCUCGGCUGGAACCAGUCAACCUGCCACAGAGGCCGUUUCAGUUCCUGGAGGCCAACUGCUACAAACCCUGUCAUCGAAUCCCACUGGUCAACAACAUACACAGCAACCCUUCCCAUCUCACACCCACCAACCCGUGCAAUCAGGUAGUCAUGUAUAUGGUGGAUUCCCUCCCCAGGCUGGUUCUAUGACUGAAGGAGCUUCCGGCACGUUCCCUCAAACGCAAGGUGGACACGUGAACCAGACCUAUGUACAGGGAUCUAUGGCCCUUAUUCCUGCACACACGGCUCCUCAAGUUUCAAUGGGGCAGAGUGCCAACUAUUUGUCUUCUCAAUCCCCCAUUGAUCCAGCAUCACAGUUUAACAGCGGAAGCUUAAUGGCACAACACCAAGUACAUGCUUUGCAGAAUGCUGUUUCUCAACCAUCCUCCAAGGACAAGUUUGAAACAAAAUCCACAGUCUGGGCAGAUACACUAAGCAGGGGUUUGGUUAAUUUGAAUAUAUCUGGACCUAAAACAAACCCUUUAGCAAAUAUUGGAGUGGACUUUGAUGCAAUUAAUAGGAAGGAGAAGAGGAUGGAGAAGCCCACCACUACAUCGGUAACGUCAACGGUAACCAUGGGUAAAGCCAUGGGAUCUGGUUCAGGCAUGGGCCGGGUUGGUUCUGGUGCUCUUAGACCACCUACCUCAAACCCAUUGGGUAUGGGUAUGGGAAUGAGAAGCUACGGAGGUAUGAACAUGUCUAUGGGGAUGGGUAUGAACAUGAGGGGCAUGGGGCAGAUGCAGCCACCAGCUGCACCUCCCGGAGUGCCUCCUGGGUCUAACAUGCCUGGUAAUUAUAACUCCAUGAUGGGAACAGGUGGUGGUUAUCCUCAAUAUCCUUAUGGCCUUGGUGGCUACCGAUGAGAUUGACCAUUGUACCUAGAUACCAUUACCGAUGUCAGACAAAUUGUGUGAGAUUUAUAGAGCAUUAUACUUAGAUAGUAAUAUCAAAGUGUAUGAGAUUGAUUGAGCAUUAUACCUGGAAGAUAGGAUAGCAUGUCAAUACCUCAUUCGUGGCAUCAUCAUUGUGUACCAGGGAACGGAUCAAAUAUCACUACUAGAGUUUUCACCUUUUUUUUUAUUAACUAGUGGUACGAUGUUUAAUAUGUUA